GUGACGUCGCGUCGGCCCAGGCAGGCGCAGUUUGAGCGGGACUAACUCUGAUUGGCACUCUGGCCAUUGUGCCUGGCUGCAUAGCUGCCAUGUUUUGUUAAUUGUGGGGUGUGUAAAGACAACUUUGGGACUAAACAUCAACCCCGAUCGUAAGGUUUACAAUGGGGGUCUGCAAGGAAACGAAAAAGUAUAGUGAUUAAACCUAAAAACCAAGCAAGCAAGAAGAUAAUAAACGAAGAAGAAAAGAAGUAAUCAACCCAAGCAGCAUAAAUCACACGAAGAAACAAGAGAAGACGAAAUAAGUAAAGAAAGAAAGAAAGAAAAAUAAAAAGAACGAAGAAGCAUUGGAAAAAACACGACUUGGAUUUGACAGCCAGCAUUCGAGUGUCCCUUUUUGGUUUUUUAUCCCGGAAGAGAAGGAACGUUACGUACGGAUUUCCUUUUUCUAUUGAGUUCGUUGGUUUCGUUUUAUUUUUUGAUUUUCUGAUCCGAGUUUCCGUUUCCGUUUUUUUACGAGACGCGAACUAUUUGUAUUUAUAUAUAUAUACAUAGAAUAUUAUACACGAGGAAUAACGACAGAAAGGAAGAAGAGAAAAUAGAAAAGCACUGCAGAUUCGUUCACUCAGAAGAAAGGGAGUCGUCGUUUUUUUUUCCUUCGAUUCUUUUUUUAAAUUUUCGUUUGGGGGAUUAUUUUUGGGACGCCGAUAAAAGAGAAAAAGGAAAGGGAAAGGGAAGAAGCUUAACUUGGGCAAAGGAACAUAUACUUAUGUAACAAACACUUACUUCUUAAACACACACACACACACUCACUCAAAACACACCCACCACACGUUUACGCGCAGGGAUUGUCACGAAUUUACUGCUGAGAUGCGUCUAAUUCAACGAUUGGCACCUACCGAAUAUUUUGUACAAUGAGUAGAAAUCGAGACGUCAUUCUUCGCAAAGUUGCUGUACUCUACAUUAGCAAGCAGUCACACACCUCCCGUGAACUAAAGCACUGCUGAGCAAGAACUAGUAGGAAGGAACAAGAGGCUCGAAGGAUAACAGCAAGAAAGGAGAAGCAAGGAUUCACGGACGGAGAGAUCCACCUCGCAUGGUCUUUUGUCAUCAAAAUAUUUAUUAAGUAUAGUAUGAAGUAUCCACAAUUGGUCUCCAUGCCCUCGGCAGUGUCUGAAUGGCUUGAAGAACAGUUGGAAGCUCGUGGUAUUGAUGCAGUCGUCUACACGCGCUACAUUUUGAGCCUACUAUAUCGUGAUCCAGUCGAUAUAAUUUGUCCUGAUCAAGAUCUGCUGUCAAAUAACGGGAAGGAUUUAAGACGGUCUGGAGGCGGUAGGAAGAGAUUUUGUCGAUCUACAGAUUAUGCACACGCUGAUGCGGACCAACUGAAACGCUCGGCCGCUGUUGAAUGUCUUAAGUCUGCCUCUGACCAGAAAUGCGGUAUUGAAUCGCUGGUGGAUGAGCUGUGCGAGAAACUGAAAGAGGUGAAAAGCGAUACUACGACCGUAGAGUUGUUUGAGCAACCUGCAAGGAGCAGCAUCGGUGAGCAAUCCCAGCGGAAGAAAGGCACAACCAGUCAGGACCCCGCGAAGCAGUACUACGCGGCUUUCCCGGCCCUAUCCGCUUCCGCGGCCUCUCCGAAGUUGAUCACUUUGAUUCCCAAGUGGUUCGGAUCGCCGAAGAAGAAGGGCCCCAAGCGCGGCGGCCAGAGUCGCUCCUCCAGCUGCGAGGAGAAGCUCCACUUACGCGUGGAUGCAGCGGAUAAUAUGAAAGCGCGCGCUGCCAACAAGAGGUUUAACAAUUACUACAACAGGAAUAAUAACAAUAAGGCAGUCACUAGAAAACCUCCUGUGGUCGAGAUGAAUAGCAGCGACCCGUGGGACAUGUACAACAAUAACAACAACGUGAAGAACACCAAGAAUCUGGAGGCUAUCUGGGAUUCGGUGCCGAUGGAUAACGCGAGUAUGUACGAUGAUUUGCCGGUGGACAUAAGGGAUCUGCUGGAUUCGCCGCCGCCAUCGCGUCAAGAUUACGCGGAGAUCAAUUUGGCAUUCAUGGGCAAUAAUGGAGAGAAGAAGAAGAAUAAUUUCAUCCAGUGCGGCACCAAUAUAAAAGCCUCCAUCUGGACGACGGCCACCGCUCCCAUGGAGUUUUUCGAUAACUGCUACAACACGAAAAUUGAUUCCCUGGAACUGAUUCCCUCUUGGCCGGUGGAGGUGAAAGAGAACGCGACGAAUUCGUUCUUCGAGACGUACAACUUCGGCAACGACGAUGUGGCCCCUUGGAAACUAGAGAAAUGGUCCGAGAACGAUGAUCUCGAUGCCGAACUUGAUGAUGAGGUGGCGAAGAGUCUUAUGAAGUUGAAUCACUGCAGCGAAGAGAGCGGCUUCGUAGAGUACAAGCCGCUGCCGCGUCUUCCCAAUUACGGGCAAGCUGCGAAGCCGCCGGCGGCUGCGAAAUUGCCGAUUGUCACUGACGACAAGGAUGACCUGUUGAAUUCUGCGAGUAGCCACUUCAAGCCCAUCAAUGAGAAGGCGGAGAGCGGUAACAGCUUGAACGGGCGGUACGCGGACGGCACAACGUUCGUGAUUCCGAGCACCUUGGAUAAGGUUAACUAUAAGAGGAGCGACAGUGGCCUGUUGUACGUCGAACCGGAGUUCGGUGGAAUCCCGAAAAAGUAUUUCGAGCACAAGAAGGUCAGCGAUGAGCUCACGAUUAAGGUGCGCGUCAAGCAAAACGACAAGGCAUGUCAAACGGACGGCGAUUUUUAUGUUUGCGAUUCGGGUCUGGCGACCAGCGGCGGUUCCGCAUCCACCUCCUCGGUAGUCAGCCGCAGCGAGGACUACUUCUGCUUUCCCGGGGAGCAGGAAUUGUUGCGGAUGCAGCAACAAGAUCAAGAACCAGAUCAGACCAAGUGCAGCUGCUGCUACGGGUCUCUGGAUCUUUGUAGCGAGUGCCUUCAGGAGAAAUUGGAGAGGGCGGACAGCGUCGUAGCCGAGAUCUUCGGUAAAGACGUUGUGAAAUGCGAGAAGUGCAACAAGGAUUGCCAAGAGAAUAACAACAUUUGGAGCGAUGUGUGCAUGGAAUGCAUCAAUAUGGUUGGCGGCGAGGUGGGUGCGGUCGGGGACGUGGGUCUGGUCACCGAGGAGAGGGAUCAGUUCCGUGAAGACAUCAGGCAGGAUUGGGAGGAAUUGCUGACGGACAUCAGCAGCGUACACAGGAACAAUCUGGAGCAGCUGCCGGUGGCCGAGGUCAGCUGCAAUAUAAACGAGCUUAUAACUGGCGCCGCCAAAGAGUGGAAGCCUUUACCAAUGCACUCGCAAUCCUUCAGCUUCGCCACUCGUCUCCAGGAGGAUUGCCUUUUGAAGUUGGCCCCCAUCCCGACCCUCCGCUCGGUUACGCUCUGAAUUAUGCCUCGAGGUAUGUUUUUUAGCUUAUUUUUUUUUACGAUUAGUGUUUUCCUUGAAAAAUAUUGUAAUAAUGAGAGAAACUGCCAUAUUAAUUUUAGCGCAGAAUUGUUCGAUUCCUCCUCAUUCCCAAAGGGAAAACACUAAUUUAUAUAUACUACAUACAAUAUUUAUAUAUAUACAAAAAAAAAUGCUUAUACAUUUAGGCUACAGAACUUCAAUCACAUAUCAAAAAAAAACAAGAUUUUUGUCCGCUCCCUCCUAUCAAAUCCAACGCAACUAACAAAACUUACAAUAUACUCGCAGUACCAAAAGAAAAACAACCAAAUUAAAACUCCCCGAAGUUCUGGUUAUUUUCGUUUGUUUGUACCAAUUCGUUCGCCUAAAAAAAUAUUGUUAUAUAUACAUAUAAUAUCGUAAACAAAAAAAAAAGUUUAAAAACACAAAAAAAAGAUUAUAUGAUACGGAAAAGGAACAGUUUCCUCCCCGUAUAAACGCAGGCCCCCCGCGCGCGAAAGGAGGCUAAACCAAUCCCCCCACACCCAUUUCUCCCGCCCCCCC
This is a messenger RNA of Nicrophorus vespilloides, 3965 nucleotides long. RefSeq lists its product as uncharacterized. The transcript has 5 exons. Bases 1131 to 3404 code for a protein of 757 amino acids. NCBI's taxonomy places the organism in Eukaryota, Metazoa, Arthropoda, Insecta, Coleoptera, Silphidae. The record is from RefSeq and is a predicted model, not a curated record.